Rhincodon typus (whale shark) is the source of this 3895-nucleotide messenger RNA. RefSeq names its product leukocyte antigen CD37-like. The record is from RefSeq and is a predicted model, not a curated record. Bases 97 to 705 code for a protein of 202 amino acids. Gene Ontology annotation, cellular component: membrane. The transcript is spliced from 6 exons. NCBI's taxonomy places the organism in Eukaryota, Metazoa, Chordata, Chondrichthyes, Orectolobiformes, Rhincodontidae.
UGAGAGUUUUUACUGGGCCUGUUUUUGUGAGCAGAAACCUCUUCGAUCCCCCUCCACCUGUGGUCAUACCUGCUGUCUAGCUUGGGCACGUUCACUAUGAUGAUGGGCUUCCUGGGCUGCAUCGGAGCAUUGAAGGAAGUGAAGUGCAUGUUGGGGAUUUAUUUCACCUUGUUGGUGUUCCUGUUGGCCUCCCAGAUUACUGUCGGAGUUCUCAUUUACACUCAAAGAAAAUCGAUCGAGAAACAGCUUGGCAACGCUGUGCAGAAGUUGAUUCAAAACUAUGAUGAGAGUGAUGAGAAACUUCAGAGCCUGGAGGAGAGUUGGGACUUCAUCCAAAUGCAAUUUUCUUGCUGUGGUUGGAACAACUCUCAGGAAUGGAUGAAAAACUCAAAAAUGAAGAAUAAUUCUAUUGAGUUGCUGAAAAACUUCACCUAUCCAUGCUCCUGUUAUAAUUCUUUUCCUCAGAAUAUCACCAGCUUCAACUUUACCAAACAAACUGGAUUCUGUUAUGCCCCCACAAACCCAUUCAGAGUUCCCUUGAAGAGCUGUAGGAGUAACGUGUUCGAAUGGAUGCGGGAAAAUAUUAUGAGCAUCAUGAUUGUCUCAAUUGGUGUGAGUUUAGUGGAGCUCUUUGCAAUGACGUUAUCGAUGUUAUUGUGUAGGAAUAUCGACCCAGAUUACGACAAGCUCAUUCGCUUUCAGUAACAGCAAGGCUGCUGAGCCAGUCUGGAACAAAGCAAAACCAGUGUCUUUUAUUGAAUCAGAGAUAGUAGGAACUGCAGAUGCUGGAGAAUCCGAGACAACAAGGUGCAGGGCUGGAUGAACACAACAGGCCAAGCAGCAUCAUAGGAGCAGAGAGGCUGACGUUUCGGGCCUAGACCCUUCAUCAGAAAAGGGGGAGGGGAAGGGGGUUCUGAAAUAAAUAGGGAGAGAGUGGGAGGCGGAUAGAAGAGGGAUAGAGGAGAGGACCUGCACAUCUGCCAAUGUGGUAUACUGCAUCCGCUGUACCCGGUGUGGCUUCCUCUACAUUGGGGAAACCAAGCGGAGGCUCGGGGACCGCUUUGCAGAACACCUACGCUCGGUUCGCAAUAAACAACUGCACCUCCCAGUCGCGAACCAUUUCAACUCCCCCUCCCAUUCCUCAGACGACAUGUCCAUCCUGGGCCUCCUGCAGUGCCACAACGAUGCCACCCGAAGGUUGCAGGAACAGCAACUCAUAUUCUGCUUGGGAACCCUGCAGCCCAAUGGUAUCAAUGUGGACUUCACAAGCUUCAAAAUCUCCCCUCCCCCUACCGCAUCCCAAAACCAGUCCAGCUCGUCCCUGCCUCCCUAACCUGUUCUUCCUCCCACCUAUCCCCUCCUCCCACUUCAAGCCGCACCUCCAUCUCCUACCGACCAACCUCAUCCCGCCCCCUUGACCUGUCCGUCCUCCCUGGACUGACCUAUCACCUUCCUAACUCCCCACCUACACUCACCUUUACUGGCUCCAUCCCCGCCUCUUCGACCUGUUUGUUUCCUCUCCACCUAUCCUCUCUUCUAUCCGCCUCCCACUCUCUCCCUAUUUAUUUCAGAACCCCCUUCCCCUCCCCCUUUUCUGAUGAAGGGUCUAGGCCCAAAACGUCAGCCUCUCUGCUCCUAUGAUGCUGCUUGGCCUGCUGUGUUCAUCCAGCCCUGCACCUUGUUGUCUCAGUGUCUUUUAUUCCUUGUUUAUAACUUCCUAUAGCAACUUUAUUUCCAGUUUGUGUUUAAUCCUUUUUGCGGAUUGCAACUGGGACUGGGAUCAUCACAUCAGGUAUCGAACCAUUUCGAGGAGCAGUUCUUAUUCAGUGUUGAUGCAUGAUUGUAGAAAUCACCUGUUAUUGGAGAAGUGGCAUCACCCAAUACCAACUUCAAUCCAACUCACUUUACACAAAACCAAUUCGGUCAAUUCAACCCAAUUGAAUGCAGCCUGAAGCCCAAAACAGUAUAACAAAUUUAUAAAAAGGCACUAUCCAUAUUGGAGAGCUGAUAAAAAUGCAAAGGAUAAACCAUGGCUUCAGUUAAGGAAUCAAACCAUCUGCAUGAAAAAAUCUGUUUCUUCACAAAAUUGGUUGAAUAGACAUUGGAUAGUGGAAACACAAAUUAGCAGAAACAGUUUUAAAAAAAAUGUAUGUGGAUUAAUUUUGAGGGUUAUUUUGUCAAGUGCAUGAUUUAUUUGUGUAUUCGUUCUAGACCAGUACAUCAUAGUGUAACCAAGUGGCCAGGUGCUUUCUGGAAUUGUUUAUUGUGAGGGGAUGUGCAUAGAGGCUGUUACUGUGUGACCACAUACUCCAGAGUUAUCUUAAAGAUUUCACAUGUAAGUACUUUGUUUGCACAAGCCAGAAGCAUUUUGGACACAGGAGAACUUGGGUUCAAUCCUUGGUGAGUCUCAGGCUGACUGAUCUGAGCAUGUUUGAUGCAAAGGAUUUUACAAUUUGCCUCAACUUCAGCGGAGAAAGAGGAAAAGCAGGACUCCAAUCACUGUCCUGUAUGUGCUGCUGGGGAAUGUAUGUGUAAUUGUCUGUGAAGGUAGGAACAGGCUUGUUAUGAUGCAUCCUAUGGGUGAAUGUUCCAACAACAUUUUACUACCUGGGCUUAAACCUGAAUUGUACAAAGUACUUGGAGAGUCAGUGGUCAUUGAUUGGUACAAAGUAACCUUCUGCUUUGGAAAUGAAACAAAUAUGCUUUAGACAAAAACCACAAACCUGAAGUCUGUGUUUAGGGAGCCUGCAGUUUUGUGAGAAAAAUAUGAAAACACAAUUUAGCCCCUGUCUGAUUUAUAGGGAGCUGUUUGUCCACCUCGAUUGCCCAUUCCAGCACCUAACCAAUCAAAAGUUUGGUUUGGAUUCCAUGAUUGACCUUUCACCUUUUUCAGCAGUUGAUGAACAACUGAUGGGAAUUCCUGGCACUCUAGUCCUCUCCCACAAGUUAAGAGAUUUCCCCCCCCCCCCACUCAGAAAUAUACAGCAGCUGAGUCAGCAUCUGAAAGAAUAAAUACAUUUCACCUAAGAUCUGACGGUAUGCUAUUUAACACUUUUUGUUUUGUUUACAGCAUUCUUUCUAACUUUUUGUCAAUCCUGUAUUACAGUUGAUAAGUUCACGGCAAUAUUAAUCCUUGUUAGUAAGAUAGAGGUCAGAUCAUAAUCUUGUAAGCUCAAAGAAAAGUCUACAUUGGAUGUAAUUCUGCAAUUGGGCAGCUCUUGCUGAACUAUUAGUGUGUGCUAUUGGCUGCAUUUACAACCAAUUUAAAUUAAUCAGUCACGCUCAUACAGUGCAUGUACAUGAGCCACACUAAAUGACAUAUUCAUAUACAGGCACCUGUUGAAGCUUUGCACUUAUGCAGGAGUAUGGGGACCUUGCAGUUUCUUUUUACUUUCUCCAUGGCAUUAUCUCAGCUAGUUAUGGAUGAUUUGCAAAUCAAUCAGCACCUGUUCUUUAGUUUAAAUUGUUGUCAUCAUUUGAAAUUUGGCAAUUUUGCAUUUUUGAUGAGUCCAAAAUGCAAAAUUUUGGGAGCAUGUUUCACUUCAGAAAUAUUCCAGUCCUGUCUACCAUGCGACCAUGCAUAGAACUCCUUUUAAAUGUACAAUUCAAGUCAGUAAUGCCUAUGGUUUAGUGGAGCUGUCAAUGCUGAAGCCUUGUUAUUGUUCUUGAUUCUACAACUUUAUUGUUCAGUCUGACCCAUCAACCCUGCUUUGUUUCCAUUUAUGGGGGAAUAAAGUGGUAGCAGACACCGUUGGUGGGCACAGCGAGCACAAAUCACCAAAAAUCAAAAUAGCUUGCUGGAUCCAUCGGUAUAUUCCUGUACAAACCUCCCAGGGCCCCAUUCGGAUCUGUUUUUAUCUUUGUAAUAAACUUUCAACCAAUAUUUUGGACUUUA